AGGUGACACCCACCUCUCUUCCUGGAGCCCGUGCGCCGGUGCGGCAGCACAGCAAAUCGCGACACCGCGUCCACCGGCGGAAAUUUUUUUUUCCUGCGGGAAACUUUUUCCGGUGUUCGUUUGUUCGUUUGUUUGUUUUUCAAACCGCACACUUCGCAUUUCACCUCGCGACCCGACCCGACCCGGUGACAAUGAGGAUUCCUCCCCGCGCCUGACUUUCGGACUUUUUCACUGUCCUCGCGUCCGGCGCGUGAAUCCCGGAGAACUUCAAAGACUUUCCAAUAGCUGUUGGACAACAAGACGUAUAAUACCAGCCACCUGUUCACGAUGUCCUCCAGGGUUAAAAAAGACUUGUGCCGAAUAUGCGGCGGUGCUCUACAGGGAAACCAAAGGCGGUGGCUGUUUGGGGGCAAAAAUAAGAAGACUGGUCAGCCCCAGACCCCAACGGAGUCCCUGAGAGGAGGGAGCCUGUCCCGGUCCUCAUGCAGCAGCCCCUGGGGCAGCACAUUCUCUCUCGGCUCCUCCGUGUCUCUCUCCAAGUCCCAGUUAUCCCUAAGCUCCUCAUCCAAAGGGGUGGACCUGCUCUCAGUGUUGACCCACAUACUGGGGCAGACCGUGCCACGGGUCAGCGGGCAGGGGGAAUUUGUGUGCGGCAAAUGCGUAUCCGUCCUUGAGCGGGUGUUCAAAUUCGACUCGGUGAUAGCCAGGGUGAGGGUGCUUUCGUCAGAGAGGCUCCAGAAGCUGACACAGGAGAGGGACAAGAUCAGAGAGUGGGUGCGCCAGAACUACCACCAGAGACAUCCGCGGGGCUUCAAGAGCCAGGGCAGCACCAGUGAGGAGGAUGGAGAGGCGGAGAAGGAUGGCUACAGGGAGAUGCUCAAGGAGAAUAUGGCUCUCUCGGAGUACGAGUGCUGGUCCGAGAAGUGGGACACGUGUCCGUUUUUCAUAAGAACGGGUAAAAGAUGCAGAAAGGGCAAAGGAUGUGAAGGCUGUGAUUCCUUAAGAGUAUCUGACUCAGAUUAUGAGUCUGUUUGUGGAGUUCCCCGCCACUUGCCUUUUCAGACCUUCUCCCCGUUGGCACUGUCGCGUGACAAAUCCCAGAGCAUGCCCCUCCACUGGCAGAGGGUGACGUCCAUCAGCUCCAGCCCGGCCUCACUAGCGGGAUCCUGUCUCUCCUUACGGGCGUCUUCGCGCACCGAGUCCAUCCGGUCUCUGGACUCUCUCGAUGGCGAUGACCCGUUUGACUCGCCAAGUGAUCAGCCAGUCAACUUCGUGCUGAAGGAGCUGAGAAAUAUCGAGGGGAAGCUGGUCAGUUCACCGUCAGGGAGCAGAAUCCCAGUUCUGGACAAGAAGGACGGGAGAUACUCGGGAAAAAACGGAGAGAUGUCGUCAGCCACAGUGAACAGGGUGCUGAACUUUGGGGAUUUGGAGAACGGAGGGGAAAAAAUGGAUGAAGCGAAUGGGGACGUCCUAACAGAGCUGAGGGACGAGUUCAUGCCUCUUCAUCGACAGAGCACUGCUGGCAGGGUUCGCCAAGCUGUCGGGCACAUGCGGGGCCAGCUGGACCAGGCUGUGUCCCGCAUCAGGACCCUGGAGGCCGAGCUGGAACACGGGAGGAGCAAACCCUCCAAAGUCAAUGGAUCAGACUGGGCACCAGCUUUGGUUCAGGAGGAGGACGGCGGCAGCUCCCUGCUGCAGAGCCUCGGUCAUUCCCUGCGCAGCCGGGAGCGUCUGAUCCAGGAGUGUAUGGGUCUGAUCAGACGACUGUGUGAGGAGGAGGAGGAGGAGGAGGAGGAGGAGGAGGAGGAGGGGGCAGGCACCAAACUGGCAAACAAGCUGACUGAGAAACUGACGGAGAAUCUGAAGGAAAUUCUCUCUGACAACAAGGCUGCUCUGAAGACUUUGAGGUCUGAGAUGACUGAGAAGGAUAAGGGCUUGGAGGAAGAGAUCGAGGCACUGAGGAAGGCCGGGAGAGACCAAGAGCGAGACCUCGACACACUCAAUACUGUGCUUCAGUGCAACGGGGAUAUUAUCAAUGAUUUGCGAUUGUCUCUGGGGGAGAAGGAGCGUCUGCUGAAGGAGGUGGAGAAAGAGAGAGAGGUGUGGAGACAGAGGGACCAGGCCCUCGCUGCCGUCCAGCAGGAAAAGGAGGCUCUGAUCCACUUCCUCGAAGAGCAGCUUGAGAGCUGUCAGAAAAAUGUGCAGGCACGCUCUGACUCUGUGACUGGUCAGGAGACGGCAGUGGGUGGAGCUGGGCAAGCCACCUCGUUGAAAGACAGAGAGGUAAACAGCGCCACCUUGUGCCAGGAGGUCACCAAGCUCACCACAGCGCUGCAGGAAUAUCAGGGCAUGGUGCAGAUUCAACAGGAGAGUUACAGUCAGACAGUGUCUUCGCUGAUGGGUCAACUGGGAGACACUCAGCGGGAGCUGAGGGCGAAGGAGAAGGAGAAGAAGGAGGCUGACCGAGCCUGGCAGAGCGUCAGAGAGGACCGAGAGCGACAGGAGAGGAAACUGAGGGACAGUCUGGACAAGAGAGACAAACUCAUAGAGCAAAUCCUGUUGGACGCCGAGGAGCGGGACCAUCUGUUCACAGAGCUGCAGCAGAACCUGCAGAACAAAUGUAAACCUCUGACCUCCAUCCAACACGCACUGUGACGGAGGGGAGAAAGUGUCGAUACGACGAGAUUGCAAACUCACCGCACCUAGUUUGGAGAGGAAUACUUUGCACUUUCCGCACCGCCUUUUUUUGCCUCUUCAACAUAUUUAUCGUGGUGCACAUUAUCAGUCUUAUUUAUUUUUAUCUUUCCUCAUUUUUUUGGGGGGGGGGGGGGGUUUGCACUCGCAGACCUGCCUUGUCCUGCCACGGCACGCAGGAAAGUUUAAUUUUUUUCCAAAAUUACUACUAAACUUUCAGGAGUGAAUCGGCUAUUUCACUCUUGGAGAGUCCGACACAGCCUGAUUGUUUUCGGUACGAAGAGGGUCCAGCUUCUUUACGGCUGAACGUUUAAUACUUGAUUUAUGAAAUCACCAGACUACUGUGUUUAGUUGUACUUUUAAUGUAAACGGUCUAAUGGUAAGGCAGGGAUCGGAUUUCAUUUCAUGCGGCGUAAUUGUUGCUGAUGUAAACAUUUCUGAAUGGUAUGAUUGUUAGUGGAUCUGAGUGACACUCAUUAUGUCCUUUAGGACAGGAGCGGGUAUGAUUAUAUAUCAAUCUGAAUUUGCUUCUGUUUAUUCUAUAAAGCUCUUUGCAGUGGUGUCUUGGUACAGAUCUGCCAAUUUUGUUGUCGUUUACAGUGCGAGGUUGGCGCUCAUGCUUGGGACCAAAAUUACAUUUUAAACCACUUUCCUUUUUUGCUUUUAUAUUUGUCUCAUUAUUUUUAUUUUGCUUCGAUUCUCAAUUAUCUUCAGUGUUUACUUGUCUUGUUGGUAUUUUCUUUCUUUUAGCUCAUGAGAAUUAAACACUCUGAUCCAAGUCA
This is a messenger RNA of Scophthalmus maximus (turbot), 3476 nucleotides long. RefSeq lists its product as uncharacterized. Lineage: Eukaryota; Metazoa; Chordata; Actinopteri; Pleuronectiformes; Scophthalmidae. The record is from RefSeq and is a predicted model, not a curated record. The transcript has 11 exons. Bases 328 to 2655 code for a protein of 775 amino acids.